Cyprinodon variegatus (sheepshead minnow) is the source of this 511-nucleotide messenger RNA. RefSeq names its product ATP synthase subunit g, mitochondrial-like (gene atp5mg). The record is from RefSeq and is a predicted model, not a curated record. Lineage: Eukaryota; Metazoa; Chordata; Actinopteri; Cyprinodontiformes; Cyprinodontidae. Gene Ontology annotation, biological process: proton motive force-driven ATP synthesis. Bases 107 to 418 code for a protein of 103 amino acids. The transcript has 3 exons. Gene Ontology annotation, molecular function: proton transmembrane transporter activity.
UGAUUUCUGCACAGGCACUAGCGCGGUCAGCUGGUGUUAGAGGUCCUUCAGCUGGAGGUGACAUUCAGUGGGUUAGCAGAAACCGGGGAUAGUUUGAAGCUCAAUAAUGGCACAGGCUGUGCAGAAACUGGUUUCUAAAGUACCAUCUCUCAUUGGAGCCGCUGUCACCUACUCCAAACCUCGGCUUUCUACCUUCUGGUAUUAUGCUCGCGUUGAGCUGGUUCCCCCAACCCCAGCUGAGAUCCCCAAAGCCAUCGAGGGGGCCUCAAACCUCAUCAAGGCUUUCCAGACGGGCCGCCUCGGUCAGACCACUGUGAAGGAUGCUCUGAGGAACGGGCUGGUGGCCACUGAAGUCCUGAUGUGGUUCUACAUCGGAGAGUGCAUCGGCAAAGGCAGCCUUAUUGGCUACAAUGUCUGAUUUAUUUGGACUGGUGUUUUUUUGUUGUUGAGCGUUCUAUGCUCUACCUUCUGUAAGAUGUUGGGAACCAAUAAACAAAUAUCUAUUGUUUGA